CACAUUUUCCUGCUAACCCAAUAUUAGAGAUAACCAAUAUCCUCAUCACUGCAACAUUCAUGAUUUUAGGGAACAAAAAGCAGCAGCAUUCCCACAGAAGAAGCAGAGCAAUCUUGUGCGUGAUGUUCCCAGCCCCAACUGACUUAAGGAACAAGCAUCUCAAGGUCACCUUUAACAUGGCAUAUCGGUGCCUAGGGGCCCCAUACCAGAACCCCACUGUGCUAGGCACUGAACAAAAAGAGGAUCCCUGUCCCAAGGGACUUAGUGUAAGUUUAAGACGAGAUGGAUAUAGAUCGACAGUAGAGUUCAUGAACCACCCAGCUCCAGCAAACAGCCGCUACAAACCCACUUGCUAUGAACAUGCUGCUAACUGUUAUACACACGCAUUCCUCAUUUUUCCAGCCAUUGUGGGUAGUGCCCUCCUCCACCGGCUCUCUGAUGAUCGAUGGGAAAAGAUAACCGCAUGGAUGUAUGGCAUGGGCCUCUGUGCACUCUUCAUUGUUUCAACGGUGUUUCACAUUGUUUCCUGGAAAAAGAGUCACUUAAGGACAAUGGAGCAUUGUUUUCACAUGUGUGACAGAAUGGUGAUCUAUGUCUUUAUUGCAGCAUCAUAUGCACCAUGGUUAAAUCUUCGUGAGCUUGGACCUCUGGCAUCUCAUAUGCGUUGGUUUAUCUGGCUAAUGGCAGCUGGAGGAACCAUUUAUGUAUUUCUCUACCAUGAAAAGUAUAAGAUUGUCGAACUCCUUUUCUAUUUAGCAAUGGGAUUUUCUCCUGCUCUGGUAGUGAUAUCCAUGAACAACACCGAUGGACUUGAAGAAGUUGCCUGGGGAGGCGUAAUUUAUUGCAUGGGAGUGGUGUUCUUCAAGAGUGAUGGAAUCAUUCCAUUUGCCCAUGCCAUCUGGCACAUGUUUGUAGCUACUGCAGCUGCCGUUCAUUACUAUGCCAUUUGGAAGUACCUUUACAGAAGCCCUGCAGACAUUAUCCGUCACUUAUGA
Messenger RNA from Emys orbicularis (European pond turtle), 995 nucleotides. RefSeq names its product monocyte to macrophage differentiation associated (gene MMD). Lineage: Eukaryota; Metazoa; Chordata; Testudines; Emydidae. The record is from RefSeq and is a predicted model, not a curated record. Gene Ontology annotation, cellular component: membrane. Gene Ontology annotation, molecular function: pore-forming activity. The coding region runs from base 60 to 995 and encodes 311 amino acids. The transcript has 8 exons.